Messenger RNA from Leucoraja erinaceus (little skate), 983 nucleotides. RefSeq names its product fibulin-1-like. Gene Ontology annotation, molecular function: calcium ion binding. The record is from RefSeq and is a predicted model, not a curated record. The coding region runs from base 54 to 950 and encodes 298 amino acids. The transcript has 7 exons. Lineage: Eukaryota; Metazoa; Chordata; Chondrichthyes; Rajiformes; Rajidae.
CCAUAUUCCAAACGAUAUCAGUACUUGGUGAGACAUGUUCGGAGGAAGAUUGAAUGGCUGGGUUAAGAAUGGAGUUCCGUUUGCUGUCCAUGCUUUGGGUACUGGCUGAAGGGGCGACUCUCUGUGGUCAGGAUGAUCAGUGCUUGGAUGGGACCCACGGCUGUGACCCUGUGCUGGCCAAGUGUGUGAGCGUGCCACCCGUCACUCAGGAGAGCCCUGGAUACCAUUGUUCCUGCAUCUUGGGAUACGCAGGCAGUGGACGAGAAGGAGACUGUCAAGAUGUGGAUGAAUGUGCGCAGGGCAAUGGCGGCUGCUCCCAGCGCUGUGUGAACACUGUGGGCAGUUACCGGUGCGACUGCCACCUAGGCUACACCUUGAGUCCCGACAACAGAACCACAUGUACAGACAUCAAUGAAUGCCUAAGGAAUCCUUGCAAUUCCGUGACCACAUGCGCAAACGUUCCAGGGGGUUACAGAUGUGACUGCAGGGCGGGCUUUGAGUACAGAGGCAACAUCUGCAAAGAUGUCAAUGAAUGCCGAAGUUCUCCAUGCAAACCACAAGAGCAAUGUUUGAAUACAGUGGGGAGCUACUUCUGUGUGUGCCUGGAUGGUAACUGCACAGAUGUGGAUGAAUGUGCUCAGAGCAAUGGCGGCUGCUCCCAGCGCUGUGUGAACACUGUGGGCAGUUACCGGUGUGACUGCCACACAGGCUACACCUUGAGUCCCGACAACAGAACAACAUGCACAGAUGUGGAUGAAUGUGCGCAGGGCAAUGGUGGAUGUUCCCAGCGCUGUGUCAACCAAUUGGGCAGUUACCGGUGUCUUUGUCACCAUGGCUACAUCUUGAGCCGUGGAAGCAGAACAUCCUGCAUCGGUAUGACAUUUCACAAUUUACUGCUGCCAAUUGCGAUUAAGUCUCUUCUCCCGAAUCAUAAGAUCAUAAGGGACUGAGGCGUGACCUUCAUAACCGAUCUAUUCAUGUCU